This is a messenger RNA of Microthlaspi erraticum, 1956 nucleotides long. Lineage: Eukaryota; Viridiplantae; Streptophyta; Magnoliopsida; Brassicales; Brassicaceae. The record is from the annotation of a GenBank genome assembly.
AUGGUCUCUUCUUCUUCUUCUUCUUUCUCUAUGUUCUUCAUAGUGAUGACUGCUUUCUACUUGGUUUCUCCGGUGAGAUCAAGCGACGUUGAAGCUCUUCUGACUCUAAAAUCAUUCAUUGAUCCAUCAAACUCAAUUCCAUGGAAAGGAACAGAUCUCUGCAACUGGGAAGGAGUCAAAGAAUGCAUUAACGGAAGAAGAGUCUCAAAGCUUGUUCUUGAGAAUCUAAACCUCACUGGCUCACUAGACGAGAAGAGCCUAAACCAAUUAGACCAGCUAAGAGUUCUCAGCUUCAAAUCCAACUCUCUCUCUGCUUCAGUCCCUAACCUCUCUCGUUUACUCAAUCUCAAAUCGCUUUUCCUCAACGACAACAACUUCUCCGGCGAGUUCCCUGAGUCGUUAACCUCUCUCCACCGCUUGAAAACCGUUGUUCUUGCAAGAAACCGGUUUUCCGGCAAGAUCCCGACCUCGCUUACCCGUCUCUCCCGGCUUUACACUCUCUACCUUCAGGACAAUCUCUUCUCCGGCUCUGUUCCUCCUCUCAACCAAGAAACUCUCAGAUUCUUGAACGUCUCCAACAAUCACCUCUCCGGCCAAAUCCCAACGACAAGAUCGCUGAGUCAGUUCAAUGAGUCGUCGUUUACCGGUAACAUUGCUCUCUGCGGCGAUCAGAUUCAAAACUCAUGCAGACAAAAGAAUGAAACUUCGAAGCCGUCGGCGAUUCCUGUAGCCAAAAAGCAGAGCAAAACAGAGCUCAUUGGAAUCAUUGCAGGGAGCAUCGGUGGCGGAAUUUUGUUACUUCUUGUUCCAUUGCUUUUAAUAUGUUUGGUACAGAGACUCCGAAGAAGCAAACCCAAGAGAGAAGAGAGGAGAAGCAAAGCCGUGGCAGAGUCAGAAGGAGGAGGCACCACCACCAGUGACCGGAAAAACAAAAGCUUCUCAUGGGAGAGAGGAGGAAGCGAAGAGAAAGAAUCAGUGGGGACUCUGGUUUUCUUGGGAAGAAGUGAAUCAGACAUCAUGAGGUACACCAUGGAUGAUCUACUCAAAGCUUCAGCUGAAACGUUGGGAAGAGGAACGUUGGGAAGCACUUACAAGGCGGUGAUGGAGUCUGGCUUCAUCGUCACGGUAAAGAGACUCAAAGACUCUGGCUUUCCUCAAAUGGAGGCAUUCAAGAGACAUAUUGAGAUUCUUGGAAGGCUCAAGCACCAUAAUCUUGUUCCUCUUAGAGCUUAUUUCCAAGCUAAAGAAGAGUGUUUGCUUGUUUAUGACUACUUCCCUAAUGGAAGUCUCUUCUCUCUUAUCCAUGGAAGUAAGGUUUCAGGGAGUGGGAAGCCACUUCACUGGACAUCAUGUCUAAAAAUAGCAGAGGAUUUAGCAAUGGGUUUAGUCUACAUUCAUCAGAAUCCUGGCUUGACACAUGGGAACUUGAAGUCAUCUAAUGUUCUGUUAGGUCCUGAUUUCGAGUCUUGCCUCACAGACUACGGUCUUAGCGACCUUCAUGGUCAUGAUGACUUAGUUGAAGACAACACAAGUGUAGCAGCUUCUCUCUUUUACAAAGCUCCAGAGUGUAGAGACUUGCGCAAGGCCUCGACACAACCAGCUGAUGUCUAUAGCUUUGGUGUCCUCCUUCUUGAGCUUCUAACAGGUAAAGCUUCGUUCCAGGACCUACACGUGUCUGAUAUCUCGAGAUGGGUGCGUGCGGUGAGAGAGGCAGAGACAGAUUCAGGAGAGGAGAUGAGUUCUUGUGAGGAGAAACUUCAAGCUCUUUUGAGCAUAGCCACUGCUUGCGUGGCUGUUCGGCCUGAAAACAGGCCUGUGAUGAGAGAUGUGUUGAAGAUGGUGAAGGAUGCAAGAGCCGAAGCAGCACCGUACUCAUCUUACAGCAGUGAUCAUUCGCCUGGAAGAUGGUCAGAUACUGUUCAGAGCUUUCCAAGGGAGGAUCAUAUGAGCAUAUGA